Pocillopora damicornis (cauliflower coral) is the source of this 3439-nucleotide messenger RNA. Its product is annotated as adenosine receptor A3. The record is from RefSeq and is a predicted model, not a curated record. Gene Ontology annotation, cellular component: membrane. Lineage: Eukaryota; Metazoa; Cnidaria; Anthozoa; Scleractinia; Pocilloporidae. Gene Ontology annotation, biological process: G protein-coupled receptor signaling pathway. Gene Ontology annotation, molecular function: G protein-coupled receptor activity.
AUCAUUAAUUCAAUAAGAGUAUCCAAAAUUCCUGGUUCAUCUUUAUUCUUAAAAGCAAUAAAUCCUUUGGAAUGACAUGUCUCAACUAAAAAUCCUACUGGUGAGCCUCCUUCUUCUUAACUAAACUGUUUGAACUUAUUUUAAAUAGAAGAGCCAGUCUACGUUCCCGCUGGCAUUCAAACCGCAUUUAGAUUCUGUACAAUAGUGUGUUAAUAAGAAUGAAUUCCAAAUGGAAAAGCUGCGAUGAAGUCUUGCGUGUAAGCAUGAAUUGAGAUACGUUUCACAGGAUCAAAGAUUCCAUGUUUCAAGGCUACGAAAAAACUUUAGGCGUAUUUUAUUGAAUACGUAAAUCGUCAGUUUUAGUCUAACAGGGGCAUCUUUAAUAUUUGCCCGUAGCAUCCAAUCUAUCGGCUUAUUCGUGGUCUUAUCGCUAACAGGUAAUAACACAGUAAAAAAAGCUUCUGUCAUAGGACGUUCUAACCCCACGUUCUACUAAAGAUCUAAAACCUUACGUCAAAAUUAGGGAGAUUCCGAUGACCAAAUUUUUAUCACCAAAGUUCAGAUAAAAAAAAAGAAAAAAGCGGAGAGGCAAAAGAGUGAUUUAUGUGAGCAUUACAUACAACACCUGCAGCCUUUUUAAACUCCACUGCCCGGCACUAUUGCGAUGCUUUUAAUUUUGAGUUUGAUUUAUGUCCACUUUGUAAAACAAACAGUCUGAAAAUGCUCGCUUGAGCGGCCAAUUACAGUUUCUAAUUGGCAACCUCUAUGCUAAAACCAAAAUAGUUAUAAUGAAUCAUUUCAAAACAGAGCAGCUGUCACUGUCAUGGCCAUUCAAUUCAUUUGAUCAGUUUUACCUCAUGGACAGAGAACCUUGAAGGUAUGUUGAAUUUGGUCGCUCUGAAUUUUCAUCUAUAGGUUCAAUUGUCCAAAUAUCACUAAAAAUUGGGAAAUUCUUCACGGGAACUGCAAAUAUCUCAGUGAGUUAAAACAUAACGUUCCUGGCUAAGGCAAAGUACAGUCUGAUUUCAUUUUCAUCUCUUUACUCAUAAUCCUUACAUCACCGUUGAAGAGAAACUAUAAAAAGAAAUCAGUAUAUUACUAACAAUUGCGCAACUAUUUCAAACUUAACAUAAAUGUAGAUCACACAAGAAGGUAAUAAUCUCAUUUUUUGCCGCUUGUCGUUAAUUUCAUGUUUCACUUCUCUAAUAAGUCACGAUCACCAGCAGGUAUUCUGAUCAAGUUUGGAGGUUUAUUUGUUAAUAGCGGCAUUCCGCUGCGAGUUGAAAUGAAAGAAAUGGAGGGCACGUUUAGCAACGAAACAAACCACACAUCUUCAAUGAAUGGAAGUACCGCGCCAUUGCCACCAACGUUUCCAGAAUACCUUCACCAGCCACUGUGGGCCCAUGUGUUCCAAAUCACCCUGUGGUCAACUGUGGUAUUUCUGGGAGUUAUUGGCAACCUCUUGGUGUGCACUGUAAUACUCAGACGACCCAGGAUGAAGACGACGAUGAAUUAUUACUUGCUAAGCUUGGCCGUUGCAGACUUAGGAGUCUUAAUAUUAAUCUAUCCUGUGGCUGUGCUAAAAUACUUAAGACCAUUUCGAUGGGUGCUAGGAAAGCCGGCAUGUUUAUUUAUGGUUCCUACACAGGAGAUCUUCUUUGGAUCCUCCAUCUGGUCCAUAACAGCAAUUGCCAUCGAGAGAUACCGAAAUAUAAUUGGCUCUAAGCGAUACCAGCUAAAUCGCGGGUCUCGAACAACAACCUGGUUGGUUAUAAUGGGCGUCUGGUUGGCAUCAUUUUUAGUCUCAUGCGUUCCUCUUUACCCCGUUAUUACCUACGAGCCCUCUAUCCCAUUAUGCUAUCCCGAUUGGUCAGAUAAUUAUGGAGGAUAUGCUGUUUUUGUGUCUUACUCGGUAGCUCUUAUUGUGGUUUGGUAUGCCCUUCCUCUCUCUGUUAUCGCAUUCACGUACAUAAGAAUCAAGAAUCGUGUACAUCGUAGUGCUGUGUUCCGACAGUCGAUGUCAAUUGGCGAUGAAAAGGAAGAAACUCUCUCGUUCCAGGCUCCAACAAACCACGAUAGAUCUCGUCAAAGAAUAUGGCGACAGAGCAACAAAGCAAGACAGAUUCUUACCCCACUUGUUGUAUUAUUUGCCGUGACAAUGUUCCCGCUGACCGCCUUUCGACUCCUAAUACUCAUCAAGCCCAAGGUUUGGACCAGCCCCUACUAUAACCUGUUAAUGGGCCAAGUAACAUUAUUCGUUAUGGUCAACUCCUCAGCUAAUCCACUUGUGUAUUACAUCACAAGUAAAGAGUUCAAAGAUGCACUCAAGGAAUUGUUUAAAAAAAGGCUUUCCCAGUCAUGGAGACAGUGCAGUGACAAAGGAGGUAAAGCAUCAUCUAUCUCGAGAACGACAGGCGUUUAAGGACAAAAUCAAGAAGCAGCAGCAGAUAAAACACGAUGGUAACGACACACAUUGCCAAAAGUUACGCUGCCUGCAGCUUGCUAGGAGCCUGGCUCGGGUUGUUCGAGAUAACGCUAUCCACUUGAUAAAUCUCUUUCCGUUGGAUAGCGAAAUACCUUUUGUACUCUGGAGAGCGUUUUAUCCGGUGGAUAGCGUUAUGCGUGCUUUGAACAACUGGGCCCUGAAGAAAAUACUAUAUUUCGAUUCAAGUGGAUGGAUAAAUUUUUUAUGAAGAUGGAACAGCCAAUGGAUCGGCCAUUUUAGACCGGGGAAGUGGAUCUCUGAUGUACACCUGCUUAUGUUAACAGUCUUGGAAAAACCGUCCAUAUUUAAUUCAAGUAGUAGGAUUAAGUUGUCAUUUCAAGAAACUGGAGUAGCAAUAGUAUCGAAGUGGCCAUUCAAAACAGGUGUAAAAAGUUGAGGUGUGGACAAAACAACUUAUUUAUCAACUCUUUCACUCCAGGAAAGUGGCUAUCAAUGUAUGCCUGUAGAUGCAGAAAAACACUUCAUUUACAUUCAAGCUGUUUGAUAAAGUUCUCACGAGGAUAAAGUAACUUCUUGUGGGAAGGGCCAAUCUGAGUGCACGGUGGUUAUCUUUGAUAACAACCGUCUGCCAAGGCCUUGGAAAAAACUAUAUCGUGCAAUUUAACUAAGUGGAUUAGAGUGGCAUGAGGAUAACUGAGCCAACUUAUUUAGCUACGAUAGUGUGGCGUGCAGCGAGUGCUAGGAAGCUGCAACUGUACGAAGAAUCUAACCACUCUAUUUAAGUAACCGAUCAAUCAUUUGUUACAGGCAAAGAAAGUUAAAAGCGCAGUGCAGUACUAGCUGUAGUCAAUACCGAAAAAAAAGUUGAAAACGUUGGAAUUAAGAGCAAAAACAUUGACGUUUUCAGACGUAUUUGUUUAGUUCAUGAAUAAUAUACUUUCAACAUCCCUUUAGAAAUACCUUUUGAAAACAACAUGCAUCAAACCAUGCAAA